ACUCUCAACUUACCAAAUUCCUGGUAACAGUAAAAUUGACUUCACGAAUAAAACGACAUCAGAAAGAGCAAUCCAAACAUGAGCGAUACGGUGUCAUCAAAGUUGAAGCUGAGAGUUGAGAAAGAGAAAUGGGAGAAAAGAUGGACAGAAUAGAACACAAAAUUGUGAGUACCAAUGGAAUAAACAUGCACGUGGCAUCAAUUGGGUCAGGCCCAGUAGUAUUGUUCCUUCACGGCUUCCCUGAGCUAUGGUAUACGUGGCGUCAUCAGCUUCUGUAUCUCUCCGCCAUGGGCUACCGGGCCAUCGCCCCUGACCUCCGCGGCUACGGCGACACCGACGCGCCGCCCUCCGCUUCUUCUUAUUCCGCCCUCCACAUCGUGGGUGACCUGGUUGGGCUUCUGGAUGGUUUGGGCAUAGACCGUGUGUUUUUGGUGGGCCAUGAUUGGGGAGCUGCCAUAGCCUGGUAUUUCUGCUUGUUGAGGCCCGAUCGUGUGAAGGCCUUGGUCAACAUGAGUGUCGUUUUCCGUCCCAGGAACCCUACCAGAAAGCCCAUUCCUACCUUGAGGGCUUUGAUGGGUGAUAAUUACUAUAUAUGCAGGUUUCAGCAACCUGGGGAGGCUGAAGAAGAGUUUGCCCGUGCCGGAACAGCAAGAAUAAUGAAGACAUUUCUUUGCUCUCGUGAUCCACGUCCACCCAGUGUCCCUAAGGAGAUAGGAUUUGGAGGUUCAUCCAAACUUAAUACUGCUUUACCUUCGUGGCUGUCUGAAGAAGAUGUCAACUAUUAUGCCACCAAAUUUGACCAGAAAGGCUUCACUGGCGGCCUAAACUAUUAUCGUGCUAUGGACCUAACCUGGGAGCUCACAGCACCAUGGACUGGAGUACAGAUCAAGGUACCGGUCAAGUUUAUUGUGGGAGACCUUGACAUUACUUAUAACACUCCAGGUGUUAGGGAGUAUAUACAUAAUGGUGGCUUUAAGAGAGAGGUGCCAUUCUUGCAAGAAUUGGUUGUGAUGGAAGGAGUAGCUCACUUUAUAAAUCAGGAAAGACCAGAAGAAAUCAGCGCACAUAUAUACGACUUCAUCAAGAAAUUUUAAUCCGCAUUAUGCUUCAGAAUUAUACCGUAUAGAAGUCAUUAAUAAUCCCUAAAAUACUCAUUUGAAUUGCACUGUUUAACAAGCUUGUAUGAAUUUAAGUCCGCACAAUAUCUGGCAUAACACGAGGGAUUUCUUUGUCUUAAUUUGGCUUAUACAAGAAUUAAAAAUAACGCGUUUAACUAC
This is a messenger RNA of Abrus precatorius (Indian licorice), 1277 nucleotides long. RefSeq names its product epoxide hydrolase A. The record is from RefSeq and is a predicted model, not a curated record. Bases 129 to 1094 code for a protein of 321 amino acids. Lineage: Eukaryota; Viridiplantae; Streptophyta; Magnoliopsida; Fabales; Fabaceae. The transcript has 3 exons. Gene Ontology annotation, molecular function: hydrolase activity.